Messenger RNA from Spirodela intermedia, 11875 nucleotides. NCBI's taxonomy places the organism in Eukaryota, Viridiplantae, Streptophyta, Magnoliopsida, Alismatales, Araceae. The record is from the annotation of a GenBank genome assembly.
AUGGAAGGUCCGUUCUCGGCAAAAAAAGAAAUGGAAGGGCAAGAAAAAUACCCUGCCACUGGUUCGAAUGGUGGAGCGGAAGUAGGGUCCACGCCAUCAUCUCGGACAGUCGGUCUGGAGGUGGAUGCCGGAUGUGCGAAACCCGUUCUUAACGGUGAGCUUGUCAUGGUUGCCGAGUUAGCGGGCGGGGAAUCAGAUGACGAAAGGCCAAUACGAUCCCUGCUGAAGGCGAAACGACGAAGACUCCCAAAGAAGGAUGGUUCCUGCUUGCCAGCAGAUCGGGAAGUGGAAAUGACAAGGCUCGAGGAAGGAAUUCCAGGGGAAAUGGAUGACACCCUAGCCAGCCUGAGGAAGAAGCUGAAGACCCCGCAGAGGGUUAAAAUGGACAGUAGCCGAUCUGGGGCUGAUAGGGCUGAGGAUUCUUUUCAUCUAGAACAGCCUGAAAAUGCUGAGGAUUCAUUGGAAAGCAGGGGCAAGAAAUCCACUCCUGUGUCAUCUCAGAAGAGUGCAGAAGAUAUAUCAACGGCAUCACUAGAAGAUGCGGAAGGUCCCAGUGAUGGACUCGAUAUUUCACUAUCGGCAUUCCUUUCUAAAGCUCGUAAAUUUUCCUCCAGGAAGGCUGGACUCAAGGGGAGAAAGCAGGUAGAAGAGUCUUCGAAUGCUGGUGACAGCCGGGCUCUGGGCUGUUCAAAGUCGCCUCGUGGGAAAGAUGAAAAUUCACUGGGUACCGUUAGCAUAGCUAAGAACUUAGAUCGUAAGAAGAGGAGCAGGAAAUCUCAGGCAGGAUCUGGUGCAAUAUCAGCAGAAGGUAAUAGUGUCAAUAAAAAUGUACAUCAGCCAUCUCAUGGUGGAGCUCUAGGAGACACAUUAUCUGAUUUUGUUGGAAAAACUCACUCUUCUCUGCCCAGUAGGAGAGCAAGACAAAGGACUGUGGAUGAUUCCAGUAGCACUCCUGUGGAGCCAAUUCAAGAAACACAGAGAUUAGAUGGCUUAAAGCAAUGCUCCCGUGGAAAAUUGAGUGAUCCACCAUCUAGAAAAGUUGAAGAAUCUACAUCGUAUGGGAAAAGACUCUCUGAUUUUAAGCAUAGUAUCGAGUUGAUAGGUUCUUUGGAGGAGAAUGGAACAGUCGCACCAUUGGCAUCCGUUGUAUCUCAGUCACCUACAUUUCUCUCAAAAGAAUUUUCUGGCGGAAUAUGCCAGAACCAAGGUUUGCAUGCAUCCUCUGUAGACAUUAAGGCAGCAGGGGAGACCUUAUCAUCUGGUGAUGAGUUGGGUUAUCAUUUGGACCGUGUCAUUGGGAGGGAAGCCGAAAUGUCUCUAGACAGUAGUCAAUCUAGUGGGCAUAUCAAUGUAGGUAGAGAGGUAAAUAUGCAUGAUCAUUACACAGCUGGUGCAAUAUCUGAUAUCAGUUGUCACAAUAUAGACAAGCCAAAGGCUCUUCCUCGAGUUACUCGCAAGAUAAAGAAAUUCAAGGAUGGGAAUAUGACUUACGAAGGAGACAUCGAAUGGGAAGCAUUGAUCAAUGAUGAUCAAGGUCCUUUUGGGAAUUCCAAGAUUGUUGACGAGGAACAAUCUACUAGAGAUAGAGAUAGAUUCAAGUCUGUCAUUCCUGUUGAUUCUCAUGAUGGAGGUCUGGCAGCUGUAGCAGCUGGAUUGAAAGCUCAUGCCGCUGGUCCAAUUGAAAAAAUCAAGUUCAAAGAUGUUUUUAAGCGCAAGGGAGGCCUCCGAGAUUAUCUAGAAUGCAGGUCAGUUGUUCUUCCAGUAAAUUUGGACUGACAAUUCAUGAUGUAGUGGCUCUGCUUUAAGAAUAUGUAUUGGUAUUUCCAGCAACAAAAUAUUUUACCAUUAGUACAUGCAAGCAAUAAACUAUCAUGUGUGUCUCUGCAUUUGAUAUUUCCUUGAUGUCUCAUGUUCUAACUUCCGCAAUAUAAGCAAAUAAUUCUUCUUUUUUACAUGCUUUGAUGUUGGCUUCAAUGCUUAUCUGUUCAUUUCUAAUGCUUCAUCAAAUUUAUUUUUUUCAAGAGUAAGAUUGAUUAUCACCAAUGUUUUAGCUUCUGUAAUUUUUUUUGAAAACUUUUAGAUGCUAUCAUCAAAUGAAGCUGCGAGCUGUAUGUCUGGUAACAUCGUCAUCAUAAUGCCCUCUUUGAUAAUUAAUGGUUGCACAUAUACUCAGUCAGUGGUGCAUCCAUCCAUUUAGAACUUGGUUUAUGAUACUAUUUAGUCUUUGGUGUGCUAGUUGCUAUUCUCGUUUUGAUUGACAUUCCUAAAUUCAUCUCUUUGGCUACUUUCUUCUUAACCUAAAUCGUUAUCCCGGACUGUCCGUUCUGGUUGGUGUAACCUCCUUGUAGUUGACGACCUUGACAGGUGCUGGUGUAUGUGUUAGUGCUGAGGACCUCUAUACACUUUAUGGACGUAAAGUGAAACAUUUAGUGCAAUCCUACUUCUCUUCAGUAGGUUGUGGAUGAGCUCUACUGUGUGUUGGGAGGGAACUUCAAAAAUUUAAUCCUUGUUUUGUUAAAGGCAGAGCCAUUUAAUUUAAUAUGACUAGUACCCUGUUUAUCAAGUUCAGGGAAAAGUAAAGCCUGAAAAUUCUACGUUAAAAGAUGUAGUUUCACUUGAUUGUCUAUGAGUAAGGAUGGCAAAAUAUCAUGAUUGUUUCUCUUCCCUUCCCUAAAAGGAAGAAUACGAAGUUUUGGGUUCGAAUAUAGUUAAGGUGUAACCAUCCUACCAGUAAACAGGGGAAAAUAUUGGCUACCUUUCUAACCAGAGUUGAAGAUGCUGACCGUCACUCAUCUUUGCAUGCCAGUUUGAGGCUGUAUUUUUCUCUCGACUUGUAGAGUGAAAAUUUGGCCCCAUUUGACGUCAGACAAGAAAAUUUGAACUUGUUCUAGUUCAAUGCUGAGGAAAAAUUAAUACAAUUGAGUCAACCCUUGGAAACAUUUUCAGGGUUAAUUAAUGACACUAUUUUGAAUGGACAUUUUGGAAGGGUAAAAACUAGCUCCCUCUUUUGGGUGUUCCCCGCUUAAUGAGAUGUUUAUGCAUAAACAUUUUCACGGAAAUAUUGUUUAAUUAUUGAAAAUAGUGAUCCAAGUUUUGCUUUACUAUACUGAAGGUAGGGGUUCAUGUAGUAAGGAACUUCGUAUACUCCCCAGCACAUUCGCGAAACAUGCAUAAUUCUUAUCUUUCAAGGAAAACUGGAAACAGAAAGGCAUCCGGGUUUUCAUCUCUCAAAAGAAUGAAGUUAUGAUAGGCUGUGUACAUUAGGUAGAUUUUUAGAUUUUUUUUGUUGUGUUAAGUUGUAUAAUUUUUCCCCCUAAAAAUCUCCUAAAGGCUGUUACGGUAGCACGUUUUUGUGGAUGAGCUCAGUUAAAUUUUUGCACUUGUAUGUACUGAUGUGCAUAAGUUUUCUUUAAUGCUAAAACCUUUUGCAAUCAUUUUUGUUGUCUGCGGCAAGAACUUGAUUCUUUUGCCAUAUUAUUUUCUGAGCUGCUUUGUUUCUUGGUUUACUGGUAAAAUCAGGAUGCGUUUUUCAACUUAGUGAAAAAUAUUGUCAGAGGAAGCAUUACAUUACACUGAUGCAUUAAAUUUGAGAACUCAUGUGGUGGCUGACCCUUCAUGCAGCCCUUAUUGCAAAUAAGAAAUCUAAUGAACGAACAGAUAUCCAGUGGCAGAGUAGGUCAGUAGAUUUUGCGAUCAAUAGCAUUCGUUGAGCUAGAGAACAUUGUAUUCUUGCAUUUUUCAUUAUGCUGGAUGUUUAAUAUACUCUCUACUAGCUUAGCAUCGUCAAUUGAGGUUUUUAUUGGGUUUUUUUUCCAGAGCACAUGGACACUCCUUGUUUUUGAAUUUUAGUGAAAAGUAGUUACUGUCACCUUUUAAAAUUUACUUUAAGAUACUCCUAGGAAUAUUUACCAUCUUUGAUCUCCUGAGAGAUGUGGUGGUGUUGACUUAUACCCGUGAGUUAGUUGUGUUCUUUUUAAUCUCAACUCAUGGAAUGCAAACUUAGUUACUUUCAUGUCUGUUCUGCUAUACAUACACAUCUAUUGAAUUGGUUUAUGUACAGUUCACAAUGUAUAACUUUGCAGGAAUAUGAUCUUACAUCUUUGGAGUGAAAACGUGAACUGCAUCUUGUCUCUAAAAGACUGUGGAGUUACUGAUACCCCUUUAAAAGAGGAACCGCCCCGUGCCUCUCUUAUUCGUGAAAUCUAUACUUUUCUUGACUGCAGUGUAAGUUUUCCUUUUGUAAUUUUAAGCAUCAUUGUCCUGGAUUUACUGAAUAACUCGUGGAAGCAGAUUGAUUUGAGGACAAUUACCAUAUAAUUUUUCAAUGUAUUUUUUCUCUUCUCAAAUGUUUUGUAAGUUUUCUCUUUGGGUAUAAGGAAAAAUAUCAACUCUUUUUUAUGAUCUUGAGCCUUGUCCUUUGUUGAAGAAUUUGAAUAACGGUCUUUUAGGUCUUGUCCUUGGAUUUUUUUUUGAAUUAUGGUUCAAUUAGUCCACGAUGUUGCCAAUUCUUUUUUCUGGAGCUAUGUUGUAAUACCGAGAUAUUCUUGGGCAUAUUAUAUCUUGAGUCCUGAGAAAUAUUUUCUGUGGAACGAAAAUUGUCAAGUUUUUUCAUGUGAUUCUGUUUUCUGCCCUUUGAUCUGAAAGGGGAAGGCAUCAAAAUACAGCCUCUGCUCGAUCUAUGACAUUUUAUUGUGUGAUUCAUGUCAUCAGACUAAUAAAAAAACACUUCCCAAAAAUAUCCUUUAUUUUUUCAGGGAUACAUAAAUGGAGGUGUUGCUUCAAACAAGGAGAACCAACCUCUCUAUUCUGGACAUUUUGAGGAAGAUAUGAUAAAAGAAACUUGUGAAGAACAAGCCAUUGAUUCAAAAACAGAAGUUUCAUUUGCGUGCAAUCAGGUUACUGCUUCUGAUGAUUGUUCCAUGAAGAAUACGACUUUCCUUGAAAAUGAUAAUUUGCCAGUUCUGGGUGUCGAAGGUAAAUAUCCAGAAAUUGUCAUGCCUUGCAUGGGGACAGAAUCUUGUACUGCAAUUGUUCAGUCUGAAGAACGUGCAAUAGGUCAUAUGAGGAUAGUUGAGGAGUCUGCAUGUCCAGUUUCCAUUAUGCACCCAAAUCUGGAUGGGAUUGUUGCUGAUGAAAUAUGUUCUGGUCAGGAUGGACAAGGGUGCAACCCUGUAGUGGAUGAACAGGGUGUUGAAGUGGGUGAAAACGUGGCUGGUAGUGAGAAAAUGUAUGUAGCAUCGUCAGGUCAACAAUAUGGUAGUGUAAAUAGUGAGGUUGAGACGUCUGCUGUCCAGGUGACUGAAUUAAUCAAAACAGAGGCUGGAAAAGAUUCGGCUGGACUGAGUUCUAUCGGUAAUGACCUCUCCACAAAAGUAGUUGAUAAUGAAGAAAAAAAUCUCUCUAAGCAGGUGCAAAGCUCAUUUGACAAGGGUCAAUCCCUUGGUUCGUGCGAAAAAGAAAUUGGUCACAUUGAAGCUUUGGCUUCUUCUGAAAAGGUUAACAAUGCUGAAAUAACCGCUGUUAAUUCUUCCAUGCAGCUCUUGGAUAUGAAUCCUAUUGUCAAGUGUGACUCGAAAGAUGUUCAACGGAGUGUCAUUGUUGUAGGGGCUGGUCCUGCAGGUCUAACUGCAGCGCGCCAUUUGAAACGUCAAGGUUUCUCUGUCACUGUUCUUGAGGCCCGUGAUAGGAUAGGUGGUCGUGUUUAUACUGAUCGCUCAUCACUUUCCGUUCCUGUGGAUCUUGGUGCCAGCAUUAUUACUGGUGUUGAACCAGAUGUUGCUACUGAAAGGAGAGCAGACCCUUCCUCUUUGAUCUGCACUCAAUUAGGUCUUGAGCUGACUGUGUUGAAUAGUGAUUGCCCUCUCUAUGAUGUUGUAACAGGGGGGAAAGUUCCCGCUGAUUUGGAUGAGACAUUGGAGGUAGAGUAUAAUAGUCUUCUUGAUGACAUGGUAGAUCUUGUUGCCCAGGAUGAAGAGGGCUCAGCAAGCAUGUCUCUUGAGGAUGGUUUGGAAUAUGCCCUCCGGAAGCGCCAUAUGAUGGAGCAACCAACACAAACUUCGACUGAAUCUUUCCAAUCCAAGACGGCUGGACAUUAUGGAACUUUAGAUCAUUCUGUAAGUUCUCCCAAUAUAUCUGAGAAUGGUGCCAGGAAGCAGGUCGUGUAUGAUAAUAACCAGGCAGAAGAUGUUUUAUCUCCCCUCGAGAGAAGAGUGAUGAAUUGGCACUUUGCAAACUUGGAAUAUGGAUGUGCUGCGUUGCUCAAGGAAGUAUCACUUCCUCACUGGAAUCAAGAUGAUGUUUAUGGAGGGUUUGGUGGGGCUCAUUGUAUGAUUAAAGGAGGUUACAGCUCUGUCGUGGAAACUCUAGGAGAAGGUGUCAGUAUUUGCUUGAAACAUGUAGUGACUGACAUCAAGUAUGAAGUGAGGAACUCCUGUUCUCAGACUGAAACUGCUGUUAAAGUGAUUACAUCUGAUGGUGGUGAAUUUGUAGGCGAUGCUGUUUUGAUCACUGUGCCACUCGGAUGCUUAAAGGCAAAUGCUAUCAAGUUCUCGCCAGCUCUUCCGGACUGGAAGCUGUCCUCUAUCCAGCGACUUGGAUUUGGUGUGCUGAAUAAGGUAGUAAUGGAAUUUCCAGAAGUUUUUUGGGAUGAGACUGUAGAUUACUUUGGAGCUACAGCGGAAGAAACAAGUCAUAGGGGUCGAUGCUUUAUGUUCUGGAAUGUCAAGAAGACUGUAGGAUCUCCUGUCCUUAUAGCACUUGUGGUGGGCAAAGCAGCCCUAGAUGGUCAAAAUAUCAGUACAUCUGAUCAUGUGAAUCAUGCACUAACAGUCCUGCGUAGAAUUUUUGGUGAUAAGUCUGUUCCUGAUCCAGUCGCAGCAGUUGUGACUAAUUGGGGUGUGGAUCCUUUCAGUAGAGGAGCUUAUUCCUACGUUGCUGUUGGUGCUUCCGGAGAGGACUAUGACAUUCUAGCGAGACCUGUGGCGAAUUGCUUAUUUUUUGCUGGCGAAGCAACAUGCAAAGAACAUCCUGACACUGUCGGUGGUGCAAUGUUGAGCGGUCUUCGUGAGGCGGUCCGUAUCAUAGACAUUUUUCAUUCCGGUAAUGACUACACUGCAGAAGUAGAAGCAAUGGAGAUUUCUGAAAGACAAGCAGAAAGUGAAAGAGAUGAAGUUUGGGAGUUGGAGAGAAAACUUGACUUAUGCAAGGGCAGCAAUUCAACUUUGGCAAACAAUGAAGUAUUACUGAAGGAUAUGUUCUGUAAUGCAACAACAAUUCCUGGGCGGUUGCAUCUUGUUAAAGAAUUGCUACGCCUUCCUGUGGAUAAGCUAAAAUCUUUUGCUGGAACAAAAGAGGCACUCAGCGUACUUAACUCCUGGAUAUUAGUAAGUAUAUACAUCAUUUUUUAUCAUUACAUAGUUUCCUCUUCUUCUCCCCAGGGUAAUCUAACUGUUUUUUGUUGUCUUCUCGAAAUUAGGAUUCCAUGGGCAAAGAUGCUACUCAACUUCUGCGUCACUGCAUUCGUUUGCUUGUUCUUGUUUCGACUGAUCUGCUGGCUGUUCGCUUGUCUGGUACUUCAUUUUUUUCUAUUUUUUUUUCCUUUAAUUGUAUUCUUGAUGGAAUGAAGAGCAUAACGCACUGACAUAAUUUUUAUUUCGUUCUAUAUUGUGGCAUUGAUUUCUUGGAUAUGGUAUCUUUUUUUUCUUUUUUUUCUUUUUUUUUCAGAAUCCUUAUGAUGUUCUGUAGGUGAAAUUAUUUGUCACAUUGUUUUGUGUUUUAGGAAACAUUUCACGGCCUUGAUAUUUUGUAGAAGCAUGUAUUGCUGUUGGGAUUUUUUUAAUCCAUCGGUGAUAAUUUUUGUAUCGUCAUUGUGCUUAUUUGCACUUUAACAUUUUGAAGAGAAUUAUCACGCUGCUUCGUUGGUGUACCAUGGGCGUUCUUCUACGAAAAUUAAUUGUGAUGGUAUCAGAUUUAAUUUUUCUUUCUACUUCUAUAUGAGGGCUUGAAUGCUUGAUAUGGGCACAGGUUUGUUUAGAAUCAAAGUUGACAACAAAGACAUCAGAUAAAUAGAGCAGAAUUGUCCAUGUUGACAUUGUUAAAUUUAUUGAGCUGUCCAACUCAAAACCUAUAAGUAAUGAGUGGAGUUGGCCCAUCUUAUCAUCACAUGUUUACUCUCUUACUGAAUGAUGCGGGACCGGUUAUCGUGCAAGCUGACUUUUGGACCUUGCCUCAUGGACGAUAAAACUGGUUGUGUACAACUGAUAUCAUGCUGAAAUUGUGGGUCAUCUAAUUCAAAACUAAUUGGCAGUGAGUAGAGUAAGCCCGUUUGAUAAUCACGGGUUUACUUCUGUUCGACUCGUUAUCAGACUAUUCAAAGAGAUGGUGUGAAUAUAGCUUCUUUACUGUGUGUAUGAUGUCACCAAUCACUUUCUUGUUCUCCUUUUUUAUUUUUGUCGCCCGGGGGGGGGAGUUGAGGACAUUUGUUGUGGUGUCUGGCGUCCAAUUUGCAGUAGUUUGAAUUAAAUUCAGGACAUCUCUUGCCCUGCAAUUUGCAGUAGAUGAGAUGGACAGGAAAGGAUUUCUUCGGUUUCAUGAAGAUUAACUCCAUGUUGCAUUGUGGGGAUAAAUGAGAGAAAUCAAAAUGCUUUUCUGUUGAUGUAAUUGUGGAUCGCAUUGUGAUGUACAUAGAAAGGCUGGUGUCUGUGAAUUAAUUUUAUAAACUUCCGGAACUGUCCAGGCUCCUUUAACGCAUUAUGGAAGAUUUUGGUGAAGUUUUUGUGAACAUGCUUUGUCCCAUGCUAAGACCCGAUGGGCUCUUAUCCAUCUCGGGUAUGAUCAUCUCCAUUGUAGCUGCUUUGGAUCUCCAUGUUUCACUCAUUAUGCACCCUCAGUUUCAAUUUCUUGGCUGGUUGAUUGGAUUGCGACUGAGGUUGUUCUGGAGUAAAUUUUGGAGAUGUACAUUCUGUUUAGAUUGGUUUAUUUGGUGAUUCAAAUAACUUAGUACUUAGGACCGAUGGUAUCAGUAGGUUUUAGAUGUAACUUCUGUAGUAUAAGUAGACUCGGGAGUAAAUGUAGAUUUGGUGAAAAGUCAUUGAGAAAAUAAUAAAUCCAUGUUCUUAUCUUUCCAUGAAGAUAAGAUCAUUAGAUUGAGUAGAAAUGAUUGUUUUCAAAAAAUGUAACAUCCACAGUGAAUGAAGUUUGAAAUUUGCCUGAGCGUUCUCAAUGUUUUUUCUUGCCUGUUUUUUCUUCCUCGUUAUUUUUCCGAUUUUCUCUCACAGAAAUAAUAAUGCGGUAUAAGAAGUCCUCUAAACAGAGAAAGAAGCAAUCAGAGAUUGUGUUUAAGAUUCCUUUGGAUUUAAUAAGCUCUGGAAAAUGUGAUGUUGAAUAGAGAUAACACAAUCUCGGAUUUAUAUCCUGUUACUGUACAUGUUUCGUUACUUGUGGUUUAGCAUGUCUGUCUUGAAUUUCAUCCUCUGAAAUUCUACGGAAGAUGUUAUUUUGUAACCUCUGUUUCUCUAGUCGAUGUUCAUUUAGAUGACAUUUUGUUUGCUGUCACUGUAGGAGUUGGGAGAACCAUAAAAGAGAAGGUCUGUGUACAUACUAGCCGAGAUAUUCGUGCCAUAGCGAGCCAACUCGUCAAUGUAUGGAUUGAAGUCUUCCGGGAGAAGAAAGCAGGCAUUGGCGGGAUGAAAUUUUUGACGCAAUCAGGUUCAUCGGAUGCGCCAAACUUCGACGAGAUAUGAGUACUGUAAGACAGUCCCUUUGAAUGGUGAAGCAUUAGAUGGUCGAUGAGUACUGUAAGACAGUCUCAAGCUUUGAAUGGUGAAGCAUUAGAUGGUCGAGGUUGUUUGAAUGUUCGUUCUGCAACUUCAUCACCUUCUCGUUUUAAUCAUAAGAAAGGAGAUUUCAGUGGAACAACAAAAGAUGAAAUCUUAACAGACAAAAAAAUUGAAGCUAACUCUACUUCUCAUAGUUCUACACAAGGUAUGGAUUCGAAGGAAGAAAAAAAAUCUAAAACCUUGGCUGCUGCAGAAGCUGCCCGUGCUGCUAAAGCUGCUCGUAUGGCUGCAGAGGUCUGUUUUAUUUGGGACUAAUGCUAUCGUUUUUUCUUCUAAAUUUUUACCUGUUGCUGAGCUCAGAAUUAUAAGAUAGUUACCUUAUUUGUUAACUGUCUGCUUUUCUAUCGGUUAUCUUUCUUCAGGCAUAUACAUCGUCAGAAACAGACAGCACAAUAUUGACGGGGCUUCCGAAGAUAUUAUCAUUUCAUAAGUUUGUCAGGCGCGAGCAUGUUGAAGGGGGUAGUAUUUUAGGAGGGGCAGAAUGCAUAUCUGAAAUGGAUUCGCGAAACUGCCGCGUUCAAAACUGGUCAGUUGAUUUUUCAGCUGCAUGUGCCAAUCUUGAUGAUUCUAGAUUGUCUGUUGAUAAUCACAUCCGAAGCAGCUAUUCAAAUGAGACCAUCCAUCCUCCAAAUCUUAAAGAGCAUUCUGGGGAAAAUGAAGCCGUAGACUGCAGAUUGACCAGGGCAUGGGUGGACACAGAGACUCUUGGGAGUGCUGGAGUAAAAGACUCUCUUGCAAUUGAGAGAUGGCAGUCGCAGGCAAUGGACGCUGAUGCCCAAUUCUAUCCAAUCUGUAUGAAAGACGAGGAGGGCUCCAACAAGAUCCUUGAUGGAUCUGUGGGGGAGUAUCCGAAACCGUCAGAUAGCUCAGGUGCACAACCUAGAAAAUGCAACUCAUCUGUGGAAGGACAACAAAGAGGUGUAGACCAUAUUAAGCGCGGGGUUGUUGAUUAUGUGAGUUCACUCCUUAUGCCUUUGUAUAAAGCUAGGAAAAUUGACAAGGAAGGGUACAAGUCCAUAAUGAAGAAAACUGCGACCAAGGUAAAUUCUCAUUCACUUAAGUGGUUAAUGUUCACUUUCAAAGACAUGGGCUUAUUAGUUUAACAAUGAUUUCGAGAUUUAGUGUGGCUGUGCUUAAUCUAUUUCGAAGUGCACCGUUUUUGCAUUAUGCGUGCGCCACUUAUAAUUUUGCUAUGAUUUUUUUCUCCUCCCGGGCUCAUUUUCUACGUAACACCUGCAGUUCGUCGUGGUGUGAGAUGGGUGAUCUCAUUUUAGCUAGGCAUUUUCUACUGAUGACACUCUGACUAUCUCUUAAAAUUUCCAUUGUUUAUGGGACUUAAGGAACAUGUGACCUCAUUUGCCAUCUUCUAUUUGUAUAAUUCUUCAUAGCUGGAUAAUGGGAAAAACUUGUUGGAUUGUGAUGUCUGUUCGCAAUUAAUCUUUGCAAUCCCCGAGUGUCUACUCCAGAUACAGAAGUAUAAUGCGUGUUCAAACAGUGUUCCCUGAUAUGCAGUAACGAUUUAAAUUUUCAUUUCUUUGUGGGUGCUUUUGCUUUUGCUUGAGUAGGCCUUCCAGUUUUGUUGAUUUGGAUUUUAGUCUCAUAGUUGAUGCAAUUUUCUUAGGUCGUGGAACAAUGUACUGAGGCAGAGAAAAUGAUGACAGCGUUUGAGUUCCUUGAUUCCAGGCGGAAGAAUAAGGUAGGCACUUGAUGCAUCUUCAAAGUUUCAUCGCUACAGAAUUUUUCUUUACAUACUUUGACAGCUCAUACUGCAUUUUUCUAUUGAUCAGUGAUAUAGCUUGCUGCUUUACCAUGUCUGUCGACGGUUUCUGUUGUAGAAGUUUUGUUUCCCUGUAGAUCUAAGGCCCACGCCAUUUGUUUAUAUUGAGUUGUUGAAUUUCAUUUGUCUCAAUUAUAUUAUUUGCCGUAGCUUGAUAAUGAUUCAGAUUGACCCUGAGUGUUUUGUUUCACUUCAGAUUCGUGCAUUUGUGGACAAGUUGAUUGAGAGACAGAUAUCUACAAAUCCAGGUUCAAAAUUGUGA